AUGAUCAUUUUCAAAGAUAUCCUUACCGAUGACGAGAUCAUCUCCGACUCCUAUGACUUGAAGGAGGUUGAUGGUGUCGUUUACGAGAUUGACUGCAGCAUGAUCACUAUUGGCGCUGUCAGCGUUAAUACUGGUGCAAAUGCCUCGGCCGAAGAAGCUGAUGAGGGUACCGAGGAUGGGGACUCAAAAGUUAACGACAUCGUUUCCUCUUUCCGUCUUAACAAUACUUCUUUCGAUAAGAAAUCCUAUCUCACCCAUCUUAAGGGAUACAUGAAGGCUGUUAAGGAGAAGUUGAAGGAGAACAAAGCUACUGAUGAAGAGAUUACCAAAUUCGAGAAAGGUGCUGCUGCAUACGCCAAGAAGAUUGUUGGCAGUUUCAAGGAGUAUGAUUUCUUCGUUGGUGAAUCUAUGGAUCCUGAUGGAAUGGUCGUACUUAUGAACUACCGUGAGGAUGGUGUUACUCCAUAUGUUACAGUCUGGAAGCAUGGUCUUUUAGGGAUGAAGGUUUAA
Sclerotinia borealis F-4128 is the source of this 510-nucleotide messenger RNA. The record is from the annotation of a GenBank genome assembly. Lineage: Eukaryota; Fungi; Ascomycota; Leotiomycetes; Helotiales; Sclerotiniaceae.